This is a messenger RNA of Rubroshorea leprosula, 2503 nucleotides long. NCBI's taxonomy places the organism in Eukaryota, Viridiplantae, Streptophyta, Magnoliopsida, Malvales, Dipterocarpaceae. The record is from the annotation of a GenBank genome assembly.
GACUCACAUUCUUUCUUCUUCCUCACUUCAUCAUAAUCCUUGCUCCUUUUUUCUAAACAUGGAAGCUAAUUCAGCUUCUAAAUUGAUCUUGCUUUACUUAGUAGUACUCCUAUCUCUGAGUUUCAAGGUGACACAGUGCAAUGUCACCUAUGAUAGAAAGGCUCUUAUCAUCAAUGAGCAGAGGAGAAUUCUUUUUUCUGGCUCCAUACACUACCCCAGAAGCACCCCUGAGAUGUGGGAAGGUCUUAUACAGAUAGCAAAAGAUGGUGGCUUGGAUGCUAUUGAUACCUAUGUGUUCUGGAAUCUUCAUGAACCUUCUCCCGGCUAUUAUAUUUUUGAAGGGAGAUAUGAUUUGGUUCGGUUUAUUAAACUGGUGCAAAAAGCUGGCCUAUAUGUACAUCUUCGCAUUGGACCUUAUAUUUGUGGAGAGUGGAAUUUUGGGGGUUUUCCUGUUUGGUUGAAGUUUGUUCAUGGCAUUAGCUUCAGAACAGAUAAUAAGCCUUUUGAACAAGCAAUGCAAAGAUUCACCCUGAAGAUUGUCCAAAUGAUGAAGGAUGAAAAGCUGUUUGAGUCUCAAGGUGGUCCUAUCAUCCUCUCUCAGAUUGAGAAUGAGUAUGAGCCUGAAAGAAGGAGAUAUGGAGAUGCUGGCCUAGCAUACAUGAACUGGGCUGCAAACAUGGCUGUUGGAAUGGAUACCGGGGUCCCAUGGGUUAUGUGCAAGGAAGAAGAUGCCCCAGACCCUUUGAUAAACACUUGCAAUGGCUUUUAUUGUGAUUAUUUCUCUCCAAACAAACCUGAUAAACCCACACUAUGGACUGAGGCCUGGAGUGGCUGGUUUUCAGACUUUGGCGGUCCAAAUUACCAACGACCUGUUGAAGAUUUAGCAUUUGCAGUUGCCAGAUUCAUAAAAAAGGGUGGUUCUUUUGUCAAUUACUACAUGUACCAUGGAGGUACAAACUUUGGAAGAACUUCUGGAGGACCUUUCGUAACUACCAGCUAUGACUAUGAUGCUCCCAUUGAUGAAUAUGGUCUGGUAAGGCAACCUAAAUAUGACCAUUUGCUUCAACUCCAUAAGGCAAUCAAGCUAUCCGAAGGAGCUUUGCUUAAUGCUGAUCCAACUUUCAUAGUUUUGGGAAGUUACAAAGAGGCAGAUGUUUUUAGUUCCAACUCAGGAAGCUGCGCAGCAUUUCUCACAAACUUUGAUAGAAAUUCAUCAGCGAGGUUGAGAUUCAAUGACAACUACUAUGACCUCCCUCCUUGGUCCAUCAGCAUCCUUCCUGAUUGCAAAAAUGCUGUUUUCAACACAGCUCAAGUAGGGAAUAAACCCCCACAAGUUCAAAUGGUGCCCACAAAUGUUAAGUUUAACUCAUGGGAGACAUUCAAUGAAGAUGUCUUUUUGGUAGAUGAUGAAUCAAUGGUAACAGCCAUAGGUCUAUUAGAACAAUUAAAUAUCACCAGAGAUACCAGUGACUAUCUUUGGUACACAACCAGUGUUCAUAUAAGUCCAUCUGAAUCAUUCCUCCAAGGUGGUAAACUCCCCCUUCUCACCGUGCAGUCAGAGGGGCCUGGUAUGCAUGUCUUUGUCAACGGAGAGCCUGCAGGAUCAGCCUUUGGAACUCGGAAAAGCAGGAGGUGUACUUUCAGAGGGAAUAUCAACCUGCAUGCUGGAACAAAUACAAUUUCAAUUCUCAGUAUAUCAAUGGGAUUGCCGAAUAUUGGUACCCAUUUUGAGACAUGGAAAAUUGGUGUCCAAGGACCAGUUGUUCUACAAGGGCUAGAUGAGGGACGGAAGGACUUAUCCUGGCAAAAAUGGUCAUACAAGGUUGGCCUUAAAGGAGAAUCCAAGGCUCUAUUUCCUCUAAAUUCUGUCCCUUCAGUUGAUUGGGUCCUUAAUUCCGUGGAAGAUGAUCAGAAACAGAAGCCCUUAACAUGGUAUAAGGCCUAUUUUGAUGCUCCAGAAGGAGAUGAUCCCUUAGCUUUAGACAUGAGUAGCAUGUCGAAAGGUCUAGUGUGGAUCAAUGGACAGAACAUUGGAAGAUACUGGCUUACUCCUGCUGAUGGCACUUGCACAGAAUGCAGCUAUGCCGGUACAUAUCGACAGACAAAAUGCAAUUUUGGCUGUGGCCUUCCAACUCAACAAUGGUACCAUGUUCCUCGGUCCUGGUUGAAGCAAACACAGAACUCAAUUGUAGUUUUUGAGGAAAUUGGUGGGGAUGCAUCAAAGAUUUCUCUUGUGAAAAGAUUGGUAACAAACACAUAGGUAACUCUUUACCUGCUGCACAUAAGCAGCUUCUUCCUAUCACAGCGGCCUGGCACAUUUAUCCCUAAAAAGGAGGGAAAGAGAAAAGGCAAAGGAAAAGAAGGAUGCCAGUAUACCAUUCCACGGCAUGCAACACACUCAUUACCAAAGUUGAAUUUAACACCAAGAUAGCACAUUUCCCUUGUGUACCAGAUUGUACCUCUUUGUGGGGGCUGACUGAGAAUAUAAAUGGCAAGGAUAAUU